AUGCAGACUGUUUCUACAAACAUUUGUAUAAAACUGUGCGAUAAGUCUGUCUAUGAAAUUUCCUUGCUACUAAAUAUUCCACAGCUAACUGUUAGUGAUAUUAUAACAAAGUGGAAGCAACUGGGAACAACAGCAACUUAGCCACGAACUGGUAGGCCACGUAAAAUGACAGAGCGGGGUCAGCACAUGCUGAAGCACACAGUGCUCAGAAGUCUCCAACUGUCUGCAGAGUCAAUAGCUAAAGAUCUCCAAGCACAACAUCCAAGACUUACAGCACCAAGUGCAAUGCAAAGCGUCGGAUGCAGUGGUAUAAAGUACGCCGCCACUGGAUUCUAG
This is a messenger RNA of Staurois parvus, 336 nucleotides long. Lineage: Eukaryota; Metazoa; Chordata; Amphibia; Anura; Ranidae. The record is from the annotation of a GenBank genome assembly.